GUUUGCGGCAGUCGCCCGACUAACCGGUGCCGAGCGCGAAAAAACACAUACGCGCGCCGCGACACGAAAAAGACCCUUUUUCCUACCACUUAUUUGGAAAAAAAAUAGUUUUCGUUCGAAAAUUCGGGUUAAAAGCCGGUCGAAACCGCUUACUAGCGAUUUUAGUGCAUUUCUGUGCUGGGAAACAUAAUUUUCCAGCAUCACAUGCCCCAGCGCGGAGAGCGUCAAGUUUAGCCACCGCACCAGCCGCACCGAGCCGCACGGCUACCGCCAGAUGAUCGGCUCAUUCUGGAACCUGUGCCGCGCGUGCCCUUCCAUGCCUGUGGAUAAGCUGCACUCGGAAUACCGCAGCACUUACCGAUGGCACGAGUUCAAGGAGCAGCAACAGCAGCAGGGGGUGGUGAAACAGCCCGCCCCCACGCCGCCCUCCGCGCUGCCUAUCGCACGAGGAGCAAUAGAGCCAGCGAUGCCACGACGGAAGAAAUAUCCGGGUGUCGCGUACAAGACGAACGAGCUGUUUGACCCGGCUCCCAUAGACGACAUCCGACCCCAUCAGGCAUCCGCCUUCGACCGCGCCCGGAGCGCUCAGAGGAAUGAUUCGGAGCGCGCCGGGAGACGCAGCAAAUCCGAAGGUCCUCGUCAACCGCGGUGGACGGACACCGUAGAGCCAAAGGCAACCACAGCUCUCGGGGAGGUGCUGGCGGUGAAGGAACCCGAGGUUGUCGUCAGCACGGAGUACCGCAACCAGUUCGCGUGGCCCAAAGAUGACUCCGCGCCCAGGAAGAGUAUCUCAAUGGGCGCGCUCAAGAAGGCAGCCGUCGCUGAAGGGUCAGUAGAAGCUGAGCCCCUCAUGAACCACGUGGACGGAGACCAUGACGAUGCUCCCAAAAGGUACAUCGAAGACUAUCUGUGGAACGGACAGAAGCCCGGCGUGCAAAGAAAAUCGACGUUCCGUAGCGCGCUAUCGGCCCUCAUAUACAACGGGGAGGAUCGUUCCAAAGAUAAUAGGAAACGUUACAAAAGCGAGUACAAAAAGAAAUUUAGACCGUUCUCUCAAUACGUGUACGAGGCGUCUAAAGGGACGUUUACGAAAUGCAGGGGGAAAGGGAAAGCGAUAGAGGAGGCGAGCGAGCGAUUGGUGGGGGGUGCGGAGGGCGCGGGGGCGAGGGCCGGGGGCGACGGGGUAGACGGGGCGGGGCCGGCGGGCGCCGAGGACUCGGCCACGACGCUGCGCGCGGCCGGCCUGCAGCCGCUCGGCCUCGCGCAGGGCGACUCGUGGUACCGCGAGGUGCUGGACCUGCGCAAGCGCGCCGGCGAGUACAAGUACCGCGGCUGGGGGACCGAACUAGCUCCAGAGCACAUCACCCAGCUUUACAAUAAACAAAUCGAACUCUGGUACCAAGUGUCCCGCCGGUCCUCGCUGUCUGCCCUUUCACUCGCUUCCACCAAUCACAAGGCCUUGCCUCGAGAUGAAAAGGAUGGCAAGGAGUCGAGGAACCAAUCCCCGAAGAAGUUCAGGUCAUUCCGCUCGGCACCACACCAGUCCAUCCAUGCCAAGCUUCAGGAGACGAAGGCUUUAGAACGGUCUCCACAUAAGACUUCGCCCCAGAAGCAAAGGAAGAAGCUGCAAGGGCACAGCUUUGAUGAUGGUGCUACCCAAGAAGGGGCAAAAACUGAUUCAGCAUUCCGCUCCCCGCGCCGCCGGCCGCGCUCCGCUGACCCCGCGCCCGUGCCUAGCGUGCGGCACAUGCCCAACGGACACGAGGCACGCCCUGCCAAGCCUACUGGUUUGCCGUUAAGUAGGGGGAGUAGUAGUAGAGUUAGGUCGUCAUCCCGAGGGGGCAGAUCACCCUCGGCACCGAGCAAAACUGGGGCAGUAAAUGGGACAGUAUUGGUAAAUGGGGAUGUUGGGGCAAACGGGACAUUGGGGAAAGGGGCAACAUCGCCAGACCGGGGCCGACGCAGUCGCAGCGUUUCAAAAGUGGGCAUAAAAUUGGACGAUGAGAUAAUACCGUCUCACCGUAGCGCAUCGGUUGCCAAGGAUCACUUUUUCGACGACUCGCCGAUCGUCAAAUCGCCUCCGGAGCCAACCCGGGUGAAGUCCCCGGAACAACUGAACAUGCGUUCACCCGACCCGGUCAAUUGGACGGUACCUCUUGACACCGGAAAGACUUUCACGGUCACCCAAAACGUCAAAAGCGAAAUCGCUCCAAUUCACCACCAGCAAAUGUCACCAAUUCGCUCUCUUAAAAAGAGCGACUCCCCUACAAGCCUUAGCAAGCGCACCGAUAAGACCCCCACAACACCUAUCAGCUUAACCCCUAUCGAUGAAACCAAGGCACUGGACAUGAACAAUAUAAACGGAAUCAACGGGAUUAACAGCAACCAGGUAACCCCUGAAACCCCUAUCGACAUUAAAGAUAUCAAAGAUAUUAAAGAAAUGAAGGAAAAAGAGAAGGAAGUAGUCAAAAAGUCGACCGAAGCGACUCAAGUGGCACCAGGGGUCGUCGACACGACCGUGGUCAAUGAGACCCCCACAGGGGGUCUGACUGCGGCAGAAGUCCUGGACAGGGCUCGCACAAGGUUUGACAAGUUUUGGGGCAAAAAGGAGGAUGAGGUUUAGUCAAUUUCAAAAAGUUUAUUACAAAUUGUGACAAUUUAACAAUUCGCCUAUCAGUUCCUAAAGCUUCGAUGAAUUUAUAAGACGAAAUAAAAUAAAGUUGUAACUGCAAUUUUUGACAUCAAGCUUGAAUUUUUGGAUGAAAAGGGCUUUAAAUUGACAUCUCUACAUACAAAAUUGACUUAAUUGACAGUAACAAUUUAUAUAAAUAAACAAUUGUCCAUAUAUUAUGACAACUCUCCAUAUAGUCAAGUUCGAUGUACAAAAUGCAGUUAUCAAUGUGUUAAGAUUGGAAUAUCAUGGCGUAUAAGAAAGUAUUAGGUACGUAGGUAAGUAUGUAUUAUGAAUUCUUGUGGGGCUUGAAAAUUAGUACCUAUGCAUUUUAUGGUAUGAAAUAAAUUGUCACAAUACGUAGUAAAACCGGAAAAGUAGGGAAAAAGAGCGGUGUAUAGCUAGCUUCGCUUCAAACAACAAUGUAAAGAUAAUAAAAUAUUUAUUUGAUAAUUUCUCGACGAAUUAUGAUAUAUCACUGUCUGAUAGGAGUGUGAUGGCUUGUGAUAGUAGUGAUGACCUUGACGACUAGACUAAAUAUUAUAAUAUAUCGGUUACUAUAUAAUUACUAACACAUUGUAAUUUUUGUAAUAUAUCUAAGAAAUUCAAGUACGAAUACCGGUUCCUUUUUAAUCCAAAACAAUAUAAGAAUAAUCUUACUUAAUUAAAAAAUCGAAUAAUGUUAUUAUCAAUAUUAUAAGAGUAUCUUUAAACCACAAAUACUUUGGUUAGCCGAUAGUUUGGUGGGCUAGAGCAAUCGCGCUCCUGUGUCGUUGAAAUGAUUACCUUGCAUUUACAUAUUUGCCAUAGAGGCCUGAUUUGUCAAACUCGCCACUGUCCGAUUGCGUGACGAGACCGAAGAUGAAUGUGUGAACGGGUAGCUCACGAUCUGGCUUGCCAUUUCUUACGCCCUCUAGUGCGAAUGUGUAAAUGUAUGUUUAUGAAAGGCACAUACUUCCAAAGUUGACAAUCACUUAUGAUUAAAAGAUAGAGUUGGAUUAUAAGUUGAUGAUUGCAAAAGGAUGCGUGUAAAGUUAUAUAAAUCUUCAAGUUUUGGACUAUCGGCCAAUUAAAACUGUGUCCCGAGAAAACUCUUUUUCCAUGUUAGUUAUCAUAAAUCCCCUAACCUGUCUCUGAUGAUUUUCAAAAAUUCCUAUUUUUUGCUGUCAUCGACAAUUUUUAUUUAUAUUUCUUGGCGUGCCCCUAUUGAAAUUAGCUUUGUAUACCGUCUGUCUCUCCGUCCAUCAUAUAGUAAAAAUAAACCAUACAAACUUCCAGUACCGGUCUUACUGAUAAACUGUCAAAUUGAUUGAUUAUUCUAUCAUUAUAUCAUUAAUUAUUUAUAAUAUUAACUCAUUUUUAACUACCCAAUAAACCACAUAGUAGGUACAUAAAAAUGUCAAAUUCAGUCAGUAUUAUAUUUAUUUGAAGCAUUAAAAAAAUCUUAGUUUUAAUUUUUUUUUUAAAUUUCUUUAUUAUUCUGCUACUACGUUUACGUUCUAUAUUAAAAAAUAACAGUCACUAUAAUACCAACCUAAAAAAAUAAACAAAGUAUACUCGCGUAAAUGUAGUAAGCCGUCCAAAAUGUAGUAUUUUUUUGCGAAUCUUUUUUAAAAUUUAACAUAUUAAUAGUUAAAAUAUUUUAUUUUUAAAAAUACUUGUAGCACUUCUUAAAAGUGUAGGCUAUAUUGAAAAUAUUUUUGAAAGCUUCUGUUUUAUCUGUGCCUAAUACAGAAAAUUCGAAUUUCGAUUAUGUGGCGGGAAACUUAAUUAAGCUGAGUGUGAAGUGUUAAUUGUUUAUCAAACAAGUAAAUAAAUUAUUAAAAAUAAUGGAAAAAGCUCGUCAAUCCUGUAGACUUUGUCUUUCAACGUCAGAAUUUAACAUUUCCUUAUUCAGGAAUUAUUCCCGUAAAACUAAUAUGCUGGAGAAAAUAAUCACUUGUUAUGAUCUCGUCAUCAAGGAGUCUGAUAACUUGACAAAUAUUUGUCACCAUUGUGCAACAAAUGUUGAGAAUUAUUAUGAUUCUAUUAUUCAGGUGAGAAAAACACAGGAUAAGAUUUGUAAAUCAGAUAUAUCUAUCAACAAAAGCCAAAAGAUUGAAGGUGAAAACAGGUGGGUAACGAGAACGUCAUACGUUCGGGAACAAGUAAACGACAUUGGACUAUAAGUUUUCAUUCCUAGACGUAUAUUUCGGCAAAGAGAUUUGCGCAGAACCGAAGAAGACAAGCUCAAGUGCGUUGUUUUCUUAUUUUUAAUCACCAAACGUAAGUAAACCAUCAAAUAAUAAUGGUUAUAGCUGGAAAACGCCAACCACUCUCAUCGCGAAUUUAGUGGUGAAAAAAUAAAUAAGAAGCGCGAAGCAAAACACAACCAUAAAAAUGUCUAAUUCAGUCGGUAUUAUAUUUGUUUGAAGCAUUAAAAAAUCUUAGCUUUGAAAUUUAAAAAUGUUUCUUUAUUAAUCUGCUACUACGUUUACGUUCUAUGUUAUAAAAUAAUAACGGUCACUAUAGUACUAACCUAAAAAAAAAAAAAAAACAAAGUAUACUCGCGUAAAUGUAGUAAGCCGUCCAAAAUGUAGUAUUUUUUGCGAAUCUUUUUAAAAUUUAACAUAAUAAUAGUAAAUACAUUUUAUUUUUGAAAAUACUUGUAGCACUUCCUUAAAGUGUAGGCUAUAUUGAAUUUUUUUUCUGAAAGCUUCUGUUUUAUCUGUGCGUAAUACAGAAAAUUCGAAUUUUGAUUGUGGCGGGAAACUUAAUUAAGCUUAGUGUGAAGUGUUAAUUGUUUAUCAAACAAGUAAAUAAAUUAUUAAAAAUAAUGGAAAUAACUCGUCAAUCCUGUAGACUUUGUCUUUCAACGGCAGAAUUUAACAUUUCCUUAUUCGGCAAUUAUUCCCGUAAAACUAAUAUGCUGGAGAAAAUAAUCAGUUGUUAUGAUCUCGUCAUCAAGGAGUCUGAUAACUUGACAAAUAUUUGUCACCGUUGUGCAACAAGUGUUGAAAAUUAUUUUGAUUCGAUUACUCAGGUGAGAAAAACACAAGAUAAGAUUUGUAAAUCAGAGAUAUCUAUCAACAAAAGCCAAAAGAGUGAAGGUGAAAACAGGUGUGUUACGAGAGCGUCAUACGUUCGGAAACAAGUAAACGACAUGGACUAUACGUUUUCAUUCCUAGACGUAUCUUUCGGCAAAGAGAUUUGCGCAGAACCGAAGAAGACAAGCUCAAGUGCGUUGUUUUCUUAUUUUUCAUCACCAAACCUAAGUAAACCAUCAAAUAAUAAUUCUUACAAAUGGAAAACGCCAAACACUCUCACCGCGAAUUUUAGUGGUGAAAAAUU
Maniola jurtina (meadow brown) is the source of this 6001-nucleotide messenger RNA. RefSeq lists its product as uncharacterized. Gene Ontology annotation, biological process: negative regulation of centriole replication. Lineage: Eukaryota; Metazoa; Arthropoda; Insecta; Lepidoptera; Nymphalidae. Gene Ontology annotation, molecular function: microtubule binding. Bases 275 to 2623 code for a protein of 782 amino acids. The transcript is spliced from 14 exons. The record is from RefSeq and is a predicted model, not a curated record.